AUGGAUAAUGUUCAGACAUGUACACAAUCAAUUUGUCCUGAUCACCAGAACAAUAAUUGGACACUCGGCUUUAAGUCGCAGGCAUCGCCACAUCAGACAAUGUUGGAUGUUCUAAAUAUUUUCCACAGCUUGAAUGUAAGAUGGAAGAGAAUAGAUAACUAUAAUUUGAAAUGCCUGUGGUUACCUCUCAGAUCUAACGACGCCAUCAAGUUCGAAAUUCAGCUCUACAAAGCAACCGAAGAAUUCUACGUAGUGGACUUGCAACAACUAAGCGGAUCUCCGUUUCUCUUCCUUAAUAUAUGCGCAUCUUUUCGCGCUCUUGUGGUGUAG
Molecule: messenger RNA, 330 nt
Organism: Erythranthe guttata (spotted monkey flower)
Lineage: Eukaryota; Viridiplantae; Streptophyta; Magnoliopsida; Lamiales; Phrymaceae
Source: RefSeq, a predicted model, not a curated record